Oreochromis niloticus (Nile tilapia) is the source of this 3241-nucleotide messenger RNA. Its product is annotated as beta-1,3-galactosyl-O-glycosyl-glycoprotein beta-1,6-N-acetylglucosaminyltransferase. Gene Ontology annotation, molecular function: beta-1,3-galactosyl-O-glycosyl-glycoprotein beta-1,6-N-acetylglucosaminyltransferase activity. Bases 2161 to 3138 code for a protein of 325 amino acids. The record is from RefSeq and is a predicted model, not a curated record. The transcript has 3 exons. Gene Ontology annotation, cellular component: membrane. Lineage: Eukaryota; Metazoa; Chordata; Actinopteri; Cichliformes; Cichlidae.
AUGUAAUGGAAUACGUUACAAAAUACAUUUUAGGACAUGUAUUCUGUAAUCUGUAGUGGAAUACAUUUUAAAAGUAACCUUCAAAACACUCCAUAUAUAAUUACAAUAUAGAAAUACAGAAUGCUAACCUGUUCUGUGGUUAAAGUUUUGUUUUAUACAAGAUUUGGAAUAUUUCAAUAACUUAGUUUGUUUCUAACAAUGUAUACUUUAUACUUUAUUGAUCCCCGUGGUGAAAUUCCUCUCUGCAUUUAACCCAUUCAGUCUGUGAACCAGUGGGCAGCCAUUGGGCACCCAGGGAGCAGUGUGUAGGGACGGUACAAAUAGUCAAAUAGUCACGUUUAUCUGUGUCUUGGAAAACCAGUACUUUUUCUAAAGAGACCGGUUUAAGAAAUUAGCAGCCUAGUUUGACGAUAAGCAAAGUUAUCCAAGGCUGUUUAACAUUACCAUUAAGUUGGUCUGGUUUCUAUGAUUGCAUUUGAACUACUUCUAAAGAGCGUUGGCAUCCUGUUUGACUGAAACAAAAUGAGUUUGCUUUAUUUCAAACUUUUCCUGGUUUGAAAUGGCAGCAACACAGGAGCGCCACAGGGGUGUGUACUCUCGGCACUGUUCUGCUCCCUCUAUACUUCAAACUGGGUGGCCAUCCAUGGCUCCAAUACGUUUGUGAAGUUUGCUGACGACACAGUGGUGUCGGGCGCCAUCUCCAACAAUGAUGAGGUGGCCUACAUGGAUGAAGUGAAGAAUCUGGCAUUGUGGUGCCAGGAAAACCACCUCCAGCUGAACGUCUGCAAGACCAAGGAGCUCAUGGUUGACUUCAGAAGGAGUAUGCACAGAGACUACAAGCCCUUCAAGUACCUCGGUGUCCACAUCUCCUCAGAUCUGACAUGGUCUGCCCACAUUCAGGUCCAGUCCAAAAAGGCUAGGCAGCGCCUGUACCACCUAAGACAACUGAGGAAGUUCAGGGUCUAUCCAGGGAUCCUAAGAAUUUUCUUUACAGGCGCUGUGGAGCACAUCCUCACACAGAACAUCACAUCCUGGUAUGGGAAUAGCUGUGCCAAGGACAAAAGAGCUCUUUGGAGAGUGAUCCAUACAGCAGAACACUGAUGCAGGACUGGUAUCCCCUCCCUACAGGACAUUUAUACCAGGGGAUGCUGGUCCAGAGCAGUUGAGAUAUUGAAGGACCUGUCGUCCCCCCCCCCAGCAAUAAACUGUUCCAACUUCUGCAAUCAGGCAGAAGGUUCUGCACCAUCCAGGCAAGAGCAGAGAGGCUCAAGAGGAGCUACACCCUCAGGCCAUCGAUGUGUUAAAUCAGAACCCCAUGUGACAUAUAAGAGAUCUUGAAUCUUGAAUCUUCCAAAUAAAAUAUUUACAGAACUUCUCAUAGUGUUCAGCAGAAGUAGUCCAAGCCACCCGAGUCCGAGCUCAGGUGGCACAUGCCACAUUCUCAGGGACAGGAGGGUGUGGCGUCUUGUGCCAGCCUGAGGGUCCUAGGUCACUAAUGGGUCUCCAGCUCCUCUACAUCAAGACUCCAGAGGUGUUCUGUCAUCUAAGCAUCCUCAUCACUGUUGUCUGCUCUUAGUCAAGCCACCAGUGGUGUUACACCACCUCCAGCGACUUCAGCCUCCUCCUGUCUGUCCUCAUGUGGGGUCCCAUUUCCCAUCCCAACUUCAUCAGCAGGAGCCAACUGAUCAUCUUCUUUGUCACCAGCCGCCAGCCAAACAUCCUUAGGUACUCCAUCUUCACUGCCGCGGACUGACUUUUCACCAUCCUGAGACGCUCCGUCUUCAUCUCUGGGCUUGUGGCCUGGCUGUUAAAAAUGUGGAUGGAUUGAUGAAUGGAUCAGAAAUGCAUGUAUAUAAUAUAUGAAAUUCCCUCCAUAUUUAUAAUAGAAAUAGAUUAGAGUCAUGUGUUCUUUUACACUGUUUUCAGGUCCGUUUGCUGUGUGGAAACAGUGGCAUUAUGCGUGGAGAGGAGAACUAUCUGGAACAUCAACUUAUCUUUCAGAAUAAAAGCAUUUCAUUUCUAUUAGAAGUAGUAUCCUGCUGGUUAGAUGAGUUUCACUCCCAGGGUUAGGUCUGCAGGGAAAAGAUUUUUUUUACUCUGAAAAAUGCUGACAGGAUGUCUUCAGUUUGUUAAUGCCUCACCUACUUAACUGAUGAAAACAUGCCCUGCAGGUUACAUUUGCCAGAAAGCUUAAAGGAAUGCCAAAGCAAACAACAGAAAAAUAGAUUUAGUUUACCAAGACCCCAGGUUCACAACUUUGAGCGACUACUGCGAGCUAUCUAUGCACCUCAAAAUAUUUAUUGUGUCCAUGUGGACAAAAAAUCACCAGCCUCAGUCUUUAUUGCCAUCAACGCCAUUACUUCCUGUUUCCCAAAUGUGUUCAUGGUCAGCAAGGCUGUGAAUGUGGUCUACGCUGGAUGGACACGUGUACAGGCUGAUCUUAACUGCAUGGCUGAUCUCUAUAACACCAGUACGACAUGGAAAUACUUCAUCAACCUCUGUGGUCAGGAUUUCCCUCUAAAAACUAACUUGGAAAUUGUGCAAGCUUUGCGUUCACUAAAAGGAGGUAACAGUAUGGAGUCGGAGGAAAUGCCUCAAGGAAAGAAGGGAAGGGUGACAAAUGUUCACAAAGUAGUAGAUGGACAAAUGCAGCGAACAGGAAAAACAAAGGAUCCAGCUCCCUUCAAUCUGCCCAUACUAUCAGGAAAUGCCUACAUUGUGGUCAACCGAGGUUACGUCCGCAGUGUUUUGGAAGACAAGCGAAUACAGGCCCUCAUUGAGUGGGCCAAAGACACCUACAGUCCUGAUGAGUUUCUGUGGGCAACAAUACAGCGAAUACCUGGUGUUCCUGGCUCAACAUGGCCCAACCGUAAAUUUGACAUGACAGACAUCAACGCAAUUGCACGGAUAGUGAAGUGGCAGGGGCACGAGGGGUCAGAGGGUUCUCUGCAAGCAGUAUACCCAGAAUGUAAAGGCCACCAUGUCAGAUCAAUAUGUGUGUAUGGUGCUGGAGACCUGCAGUGGUUGAUUGAACAGCAUCACCUUUUUGCUAAUAAGUUUGAUGCAGACAGAGAUCCCAUUGCUAUCUACUGCUUGGAGAAAUAUCUGAGACACAAGGCACUGACUGAGUUAGAUUAGUUGGAGAGUUAAUCAUCCACUAUGAAGGACAAUUCAAAUAGAUAACCAGAAGUAUAAACACAUUCUUGGAUAGUGUUGGAUCAUAACUGUCAUGUGGACAUAG